Messenger RNA from Cucurbita moschata (crookneck pumpkin), 310 nucleotides. Its product is annotated as 21.7 kDa class VI heat shock protein. The transcript has a single exon. NCBI's taxonomy places the organism in Eukaryota, Viridiplantae, Streptophyta, Magnoliopsida, Cucurbitales, Cucurbitaceae. The record is from RefSeq and is a predicted model, not a curated record. The annotation marks the transcript as partial.
AUGGCCACUUCGAAGCCGCAACUGGAAGUCCAUAAAGCAGACCACAGCCCUUCAAAAUGGAGUGUGGCUCUUGGAGAAGAGGUUUUCAGCAGAUUUGUGGGGCAACCCAAUUCGGGUGUGCAGAAGGUGUUGGGCGAGGGCUCCUUGUUCAGCCCGCUGCUGUUCGGGAAGUUCUUCGACCCCGCCGAUGCCUUUCCGCUCUGGGAGUUUGAGUCCGAUCUGUUGAUGUCAGCCCUCCGCAGCUCUGGGAAAUCUUCAAUUGAUUGGUUUCAGACUGAUCAGGAAUACGUUCUUCAAGCAGAAUUACAAG